Messenger RNA from Thecamonas trahens ATCC 50062, 4272 nucleotides. Its product is annotated as TKL protein kinase. The coding region runs from base 1 to 4272 and encodes 1423 amino acids. NCBI's taxonomy places the organism in Eukaryota, Apusomonadida, Apusomonadidae. The transcript is spliced from 3 exons. The record is from RefSeq and is a predicted model, not a curated record. Gene Ontology annotation, molecular function: ATP binding; protein kinase activity. Gene Ontology annotation, biological process: protein phosphorylation.
AUGGACUCAACAUGUCGCUCGCCAGAGUCGGACAUCAUCGCCAGCUUCAACCAGGCCUACAACGGCAGCAUCUACAUCCACGAAAUUCCCCUCAUUGAUGGCCUCAAUGCUGAUCUCGAUGCCCUUGUGCCGUCUGAUUACAUCCGGGGACUGCUCAGCGUGCACCACGCAGUGGAUCUGGUCCAAGAGGUCUCAGGAUGGCUCACCACAGACAUGCUCCGCGCUCACUACCUCUACAACGUCACCGAUCUGUGGCACGAGUUUGGCAUCUUUGACUCACCAGCAGUGGCCUUUGCGCCGCAGACUCGCGGGUCCGAUGGCGCCAUGUACAUGCUCCCGCUCCUUACCCGCAUCCGAGGCUUCUACCUCAACACGCGCUACUUGCCGACCAUGCCGCACACCUUUGAGGCCCUCCUCAACUACUGCCGCGCGCACAAGUCCCGGACCGGAUCAGGCUGUAUCCUUCUCUGGGCAGUGAGCGGGCCGAGGGACGAUCUGCUGGCCCGCCUGCUCGAUGUGUUUCUGACGCUGCAGCACGGGCCCGAGUACGUGCUCGCCAUCCAGACCGGCACCGUCCCGCUCACGGAUGGCCGUUACGCCGCAACACUGGACCUGCUCGAGAGAAUGAUUGCCGACGGCUGCUUUGAGUACGACUUUAGCCUCGCCAAGUUUGAGUCGGGCGAUACGCCGAUUCUCUCCACCGUGCUGGGCGUGACCAAGGCGCUGGUUGGCACGCCGCUGGCGGCGCCAGAGACCCUCGCAGCUAUGGCCAUUGCGUCAACUCCACCGUUUGCCGGCACCGCCUGGCCGACGCCGCUCUUUGCGUCGCUCGAUCGGGUCGGCAUCCCGCGAGUGAGCUCCAAGCCCGACAAGGCGCGGACAUAUCUUCGCGAGCUCUUUUCCCCUGCCAACGCCAGACACAUGCUUGUCGGUGCAACCAUGUCGUGGCCCAUUUCGGCGUCAGACGCGCUUGUCGCAAGCCUCAACGGGAGCGAUCCCGAGCUCGACACCGUCUUUUCCCUGGUCCGCACCGCUGACUACGUCGUCCCCACCUCAGACGAUGUCUUCACCUCGGUCCUCAUGCGCCAAGCUUGGCGCGAUGCGGUUAGCACUGUCGCGGCAGGUGGGGCCAUUACCAGCGCAGUCGCCACAGUCGAGGCUGUCCGCGUCGCCGAGUACGUCGGUGAGGCGCUUGCGCCCGUCCCAUCAACUCCACCUGGCCUCUACCAGCACGCGCUCAAUUUCUCGCUCACGACGUUCACCGCCGGUGCCGACGUCCACUACACACUCGAUGGCUCGCCGCCGUUCUCGGACUCGCCCAAGUACCGCCCCGAUCAGCCGAUCCUACUAGUGGAGACUGGCAGCGUGCUCGUGCGGGCCGUGGCCAUCCGCCGCGGCCUCCGCAACUCGCCCGUCUUUGAGGGUAGGUAUACCAUCCAGCUGCCGGUCCUGCCUGGACCGCCGUCGACAGAGAGCGACGCAGCGUCGGCCCGCAUGUCGCCGUCCGUCAUGUCACCUGCCGCUGCCAUCAUUCUCUCAGUCAGCAUCCCUUUGCUGAUCUGCGCCACUGGCGCCGCCAUCUUUGUCAUGUGGCGGCGCGCGCGGCGGUCGACAACCGUGAUCACCCUCGAGGGUGCGCACGAGGCCAUCCCCUUUGACGAGCUCCGAAUGCUCCGAGCCAUCGGCACCGGCGCGUACGGCGCGGUUUCGCUCGCCGAGUGGCGGGCCACGCGGGUGGCCGUCAAAAUCCUCCACCGAACCUCGAUCAGCGAGUCCGAUCUGAGCCCGGACAAGUGCCAGGCCUUCCUCUCCGAGGCCGCCAUUAUCAUGUCGCUCCGGCACCCCAACAUCGUCACCUUUAUGGGCGUCUCGCUCGUACCGCCGGCGCUGGUCACCGAGUUCCUUGACCGCGGCGCCCUGUACGACUACAUCCACAACCCAGCCAUGGAGAUCGACAUCUCGGCCCGCAUGCAAUGGGCGUACGAGAUCGCGGCAGGCGUCGCCUUUCUCCACGAGUCCAAUACCCUCCAUCUCGAUCUCAAGUCGCUCAACGUCCUUCUCUCGAGCUCGUGGACCGCUAAGCUCUGCGACUUUGGCCUCUCCGCGUUGGCCAGGACUGCUGUCGGGCCCGACGAGGAGACCAAGGCGGGGUCAAUCACCGCUGGGACCAAGGCGGAUGCCAGCGGUGCCGUUGUUCUCGGAACCAUGUACUGGACUGCCCCCGAGCUACUCAUGACCGCCAUCGUGGCUACCCCAACUGCAGUCGCGCCACCUGCAGAUGUCUACUCGCUCGGCAUCGUACUCUACGAGCUCUUUGCUCGCUCGCUCCCGUACCCGCUGGGGAGCAACACCUUUGCGCUCACGCUCGACAUCAUGCGCGGCAAGCAGCGGCCAGAUGUGGCAGCGGUCGUGGCCGACACGCCACAGGAGGUCGUCCAGAUCAUGACCUCCGCAUGGGCGACUGAUCCACAGGAGCGGCCGACUGCCAGCAACGUGGCGGUGAGGCUGCGAUCGGCUUUGGCUGCAGACCCCGACCCUGUCGUCUACCCACAGCCGCUCCACGAUGAGCCGUGUGGCGACGCUGUAAUCAUGGUGAGCAUGGUUGUCGGCUCGUUUGCCGAGCUCGCUGUCGCCGUGCCGGACGACCUUAAUCAGCUCAUGACCAACGUGCAUGAAGCUAUCUACGGUGCGGCCGCGAUCUCUGGGGGCUACUGCUGGCACAUGACGCCGUACAGCCUCGACUACGCGUUCUCCACUGGAAGGCGGGCUAGCGCCUUUGUUGAAGAUGUUCGGAAUCGGAUGGCGAAGCUCCCCAUUCCGGAGCGACUUGGCUUGCUCCUCCCGUCGACGCUGGCUGGGUGCGAGGGCGUGUACGGCCCAGUCCGACUGGCCAUUGGCAUCGCUGUCGGUCCCGUCACAACAAGCCGCGACACCAAGUCUCUCAAGCUGAAGUACUUUGGUCCACCUGUGGUCGGCGCACGCGCGCUGGCGUCGAACGCGCUGCCGGGAAUGACGCUUGCAUCAACCGAUGCCGUGCAGAUGCUGGUGGUGACUCCGACGGCAUCGCACCAGACGGUGCCGGCGACACCAUGGCCGGCCGAGGUGCCGGCAGCCGGACGUGGAGUGAUGCGGGUGACCCUGCGGGCGGACGCGAGCGCGGUCCACGACAUGAUCUGCUAUGCAGCGCUAUGGGAGGCGACGCAGCACGUGCUGACUGGCUCGGAUGAUAUCAGCCGGCUGGCGGUGCUCGUGGACGAGAUCGCGACUGUUUCGGCCGGCGGCAGUACUGAACCGCUGCAGACUGGCCCACAGCUCGCCUUUACAAGUUCUCUGCCGACAGCUGACUGGCUGGUUCGGGCGAAAGAGCUGGAUGUGUUUGAGGCCGAGUCUUUCGCCAGCGGCCUCGGAUCGUACGCUGAGAUCAAAACCGGAAAGCUUCGGGGCACUCCUGUCGAGUACCAUCGGUUCCUCCUGCAGAACAAGUACGAUGUGCGCUACUCCUUGGCUGUGGCUGCCGAGUUUGGGCGCAUCAGAAAGCUGGUCCAUCGCGGCAACCGAUACCUGGUCCCAGUCAUGUACCUCUGUCUGGAGCCGGGGCGGAUCGGCUACUUUGCGCCACAAAUGCCCGGCGGGACGCUUGGCGAGCUGCUGGAGACCGGUGCCGGCGGAUCCCACACACUCAUCGGAAUGCUUUCGGCCGGUCUGGGCCUCGCUCGCGGGCUCGGCGAGCUGGCCCGACUCGACAUCCCUGCGCUGCCGUUUUCCAUCCGGCUGAGCAACGUGGUUGUUGUCGGGAGCAACGGGACGACCAUCGACGUCGCCAUUCGCGACUAUGGGUUCAUGGCCCCGACCGAGGCCAUCGGGACCAUGACGGUGGCACAGACGGCGGCGUACGAGGCUCCCGAGCUCCUUCGCGGCGAAACGAGCGAGGCAGGCGCGGAGCAAGCCCUGGCCUUUGCGCUCGGAUCUGCCCUCUUUCACCUCAUCUCGGGAGUGCCGGCAUGGCACGGCCAUAAUGCGAUGGACACGGCGUCGCGCAUCGUCGCCGGCGAGCGGCCGGAGCUUCUUCCGCGAUCCAGCAUCGCGUCCAGCAUCCCCACUGCCGUUACAGACCUCGUUACGGCGCUCUGGCAGGACAAUCCAACUGCACGACCGAAGCUUGUCGACGCCAUGACCACGCUUGGCGAGGCGCUCGAUCGGAUCCUCCCGCGAUCGGCCCGCGUCCAGCCCGCGUCGCCCGCACUUGCGCCUGUCGCCACACCGCCGUGCUAG